AUGGAGCUGAGACCCAACAGAAGAGCUCUGAGUGAGAUUAAUCAGAAUUUAGUGGGAGCUCAUCCCCAUCCAUAUCCCUGUGUUGUAAACAAGAGAGGCUUAUUGGAGAAAAUUGGGAUUUGUGAUAAGAAUCCUCCAAUUCAAGCACAUAGGCCAAUCACAAGGAAAUAUGCUGCACAGAUGUCAAUCUUGCGGCAACCCUGUCCAGAGGUAGUGAAGAAGCCAAAGACAUCAGUGAAUGAGUUCGCUAUAUUGGAGGAUACUCCUCUUGCAGAUGUAAAGAAUAAUGGAGCAGUUAAAGACCAACCUGUGCCCAUGUCUUUGGAACAAACAGAAACAGAAAUCAGUGAAAACAAUCAAAUGGAGGAGGUUGAAAUGGCAGACAUCUUCGAAGAGACCAUUAUGGAUAUAGACAGUGAUGAUUCAAAGAAUCCACUUUCAGUUGUCGACUAUGUCGAAGAUCUAUACAAGUUCUACAAGAAAAUGGAGAGUUGUAGCUGUGUUGCCCCAGGAUAUAUGGCACAACAAUUUGAAAUCAACGAAAGGAUGAGGGCCAUUCUCAUUGACUGGCUCAUAGAGGUACACCACAAAUUUGAACUUAGGGAAGAAACAUUGUUUCUAACUGUGAAUUUGAUAGAUCGAUUUUUAGCAAAGCAAACUGUGGUGAGAAAGAAGCUGCAGCUAGUUGGUCUGGUUGCCAUGCUAUUGGCAUGCAAAUAUGAGGAAGUUUCCGUUCCAGUUGUAGACGAUCUGGUUUUAAUUUCGGACAAAGCUUACGCAAGAAAAGAAGUCCUUGACAUGGAGAAGUUGAUGCUUAACACUUUGCAGUAUAAUAUGUCUGUUCCAACUGCAUAUGUUUUUAUUAGAAGAUUUCUCAAGGCUGCUCAGUUUGAUAGAAAGCUGGAGCAACUUUCGUUCUUCUUGAUUGAGCUAUGCCUAGUGGAGUAUGAAAUGCUGAGAUAUCCACCUUCCUUUUUGGCUGCUGCUGCUAUAUAUACAGCUCAGUGUACACUUUUUGGUGAUGGGAAUUGGAGUAAGACCUGCGAGAGGCAUACCUCCUAUUCAGCAGAUCAACUACUCGAAUGCUCUAGACGUAUUGUGGGCUUCCACCAAAACUCAGCAACAGCCAAACUUACCGGGGUUCAUAGAAAGUACAACAUAUCAAAGUUUGAUUAUGUAGCAAAAUCUGAACCCGCAAAUUUUCUUCUUGUACAAACCCCACCACAGUAG
This is a messenger RNA of Fraxinus pennsylvanica, 1230 nucleotides long. Lineage: Eukaryota; Viridiplantae; Streptophyta; Magnoliopsida; Lamiales; Oleaceae. The record is from the annotation of a GenBank genome assembly.